Tarenaya hassleriana is the source of this 1342-nucleotide messenger RNA. Its product is annotated as deSI-like protein At4g17486. NCBI's taxonomy places the organism in Eukaryota, Viridiplantae, Streptophyta, Magnoliopsida, Brassicales, Cleomaceae. Gene Ontology annotation, molecular function: deubiquitinase activity. The transcript has 5 exons. The coding region runs from base 380 to 1150 and encodes 256 amino acids. Gene Ontology annotation, biological process: protein deubiquitination. The record is from RefSeq and is a predicted model, not a curated record.
UACAAACACACACGCACAGAGGGGAAGAGAGAGACAAGAGAGGGAGGAAGAGAGAGGAGGGAGCUCGUUCUUCUUCGCUCUCCGAAACUCUCCCCUUCGUUUGUUGCUUUACGAUUUCGAAUUUUUCUCUGUAAAAAAACUAUCUCUUGUUUGGGGAGAGAGAAAGAAGAAGCAAGAGUGAAAAUUUUCCAAGUUCCUGACUCAGGUGAUUCGUAGUUAAAUGCUCCGUGUUGCUGCGCUUUUCCGCUUCCCAGAGUAAUGUCGAUUUCCUGGAUUUCGAUAACCCCUAUGAAGAGGCAUAUGAUGUUGAAGACAGGCUGAGUCAGAGAAAAAGAGGAUAGGGACAGGUAGGUCAAAACUAUUUCUUGAAUUUCAGACGAUGUUGGGAGAAAAGAUGAAACUUGGGUCAAAAAGACGUUGGAAAUUGCUCGCCCCCCUACAUCUCAAAGGCAAAUCAUUUGCACGUUUUUGCUUGUUUUCCAAAGUGAAGUCAUCUAACUGUGGUCCAGGGCGUGCACCAGUGUAUCUCAGCGUUUAUGACUUGACUCCUAUUAACGGCUACAUCUAUUGGGCAGGCCUCGGCAUAUUUCACUCAGGUGUAGAAGUUCAUGGUGUAGAAUACGCAUUCGGAGCUCAUGAUUAUCCAACUAGUGGUGUUUUCGAGGUUGAACCACGACAAUGCCCUGGCUUCAAAUUCAAGAAAUCGAUAUUUAUCGGAACCACUAGUUUAAACCCUGCUCAGGUGAGGGAGUUUAUGGAGGACAUGGCGUGCAGUUACUAUGGCAAUACGUAUCACUUGAUCAUCAAGAACUGCAACCAUUUCUGCCAAGACAUUUGCUACAAACUUACUGGUAAAAGAAUCCCCAAAUGGGUAAAUCGGCUAGCGGAAAUAGGUUCAUUAUGCAGCUGCGUUCUUCCCGAGUCUCUCAAGAUCACAGAGGUUUGCCACGACCCGGAUGGUGAAAAUCCGGAGGAAGAGAACGAAAAACGGAGCCUUACAGGCUCAAUAAACUGCUUAACGUCGAUCUCGACUCGACAGAAACAGAUCUCAUCAUCAUCAUUGUUCCUACAAUCACCUCUGAGAGGAUGCCUACCUCCAUGGCAUCUCAGCCGCUCCAAAUCUGAUGCCAGUUCCUUCAAAGAACGGUAGCUGACAAAUAAAACACCCCUCACCAUUCACUGCUUCCUGGUAAUAAUAAUCUCUCUAUCUAAUCUGAUUUAUGUCAAAACCCUAAAAAUGGAACUUAAAUUUAUUAUAAUAGCCUUUGCGAAAAAAAAUUUAUUAUUUUGCUUAUGCUUAUACAAGUAAUCAGUGGUAUAAAUAUGAUGGUUAAUAAUUCCA